Messenger RNA from Epithele typhae, 765 nucleotides. RefSeq names its product heterokaryon incompatibility protein-domain-containing protein. The record is from RefSeq and is a predicted model, not a curated record. Bases 1 to 765 code for a protein of 254 amino acids. Lineage: Eukaryota; Fungi; Basidiomycota; Agaricomycetes; Polyporales; Epitheliaceae. The transcript has a single exon.
AUGCGCCUCCUUGCCACCGACACCGGGCUCAUGUCCGAAUUCACAGACCCGACUGAAGUCAAGUAUGCCAUCCUCUCUCACGUUUGGGCCAGGAAGACGAGCGACAACGACACAUCCUACGGGCCAGAACUCACCUAUGACGACUACAUCCGCAUUCGCACAAAGCAGGGCAACAAACCCAUCUUGAAGAAACUUCCUUCGAAAGUACGACGCUCUUGUGAGGUUGCCAAACGUCACGGCAUCUCCUUCAUCUGGAUCGACACCUGCUGCAUCAACAAGUCAAGCAGCUCCGAGCUUUCGGAGGCGAUCAACUCCAUGUAUCGAUGGUACAGCCUCGCGCAAGUCUGCUACGCCUAUCUCUACGACGUCGACCACGCCAAGACCAAGUUCCACGAUAGCGAAUGGUUCGAACGCGGGUGGACGCUGCAAGAACUCAUUGCGCCCCCAGUAGUCCUCUUCUUUGACAGCGAAUGGCAGAUGAUCGGAUCGCGCUACGACCUCUCGGACGAAAUCCAGUCGAUCACCAACAUAGACCGCGCCGUCCUCCGGAAGGAGCGCCAGAUUUCCGACGUCUGUGUCGCUCAACGCAUGUCGUGGGCGGCAUCCCGGAAGACGACACGCGAGGAGGACAAAGCGUACUGCUUGGUUGGAAUCUUUGACGUCCAUCUCCCCCCCUCUACGGCGAACGCGAAUACGCCUUUAUCCGCCUCCAAGAGGCCAUCCUCGCGAAGAUACCCGAUCAGAGCAUCCUGGCUUGGGGCCUGA